Phaeoacremonium minimum UCRPA7 is the source of this 291-nucleotide messenger RNA. RefSeq names its product putative splicing factor 3b subunit 5 protein. The record is from RefSeq and is a predicted model, not a curated record. Gene Ontology annotation, cellular component: U2 snRNP; precatalytic spliceosome. Lineage: Eukaryota; Fungi; Ascomycota; Sordariomycetes; Togniniales; Togniniaceae. Gene Ontology annotation, biological process: mRNA splicing, via spliceosome. The transcript is spliced from 3 exons. Bases 1 to 291 code for a protein of 96 amino acids.
AUGGCGGACAAGCUCCGCACACAACAAGAGCUCGAGCGCCUCCAGGCCAAGUUCAUUGGCACUGGCCACCCUGAUACGACCAGUUGGGAAUGGAAGACGAACAUCCACCGUGACACCUACGCCAGCAUUGUAGGACACCCUCCGAUGCUAGCAUAUACCGCUCUUGCGCAGAAUGAGCCCAUGGCAAAAAUUCGCGCGCAGCUGAUCCGCAAAAUGGUUCAGCCAGCAGGACCGCCGCCGCCCCGCGAGGGUGAAGAGCCUCGAGCGAUACGACAGGAGGAGGGAGCAUGA